This is a messenger RNA of Nothoprocta perdicaria, 2107 nucleotides long. It is a transcript of the gene BMI1, whose product is annotated as BMI1 proto-oncogene, polycomb ring finger. The coding region runs from base 16 to 996 and encodes 326 amino acids. Gene Ontology annotation, cellular component: PRC1 complex. The record is from RefSeq and is a predicted model, not a curated record. The transcript is spliced from 9 exons. NCBI's taxonomy places the organism in Eukaryota, Metazoa, Chordata, Aves, Tinamiformes, Tinamidae. Gene Ontology annotation, molecular function: promoter-specific chromatin binding. Gene Ontology annotation, biological process: negative regulation of transcription by RNA polymerase II.
AGCCGCCGCGCCAAAAUGCACCGCACCACCCGGAUCAAAAUCACCGAGCUCAACCCGCACCUCAUGUGCGUGCUCUGCGGCGGCUACUUCAUCGACGCCACCACCAUCAUCGAGUGCCUGCACUCCUUCUGCAAGACGUGCAUCGUGCGCUACUUGGAGACCAGCAAGUACUGCCCCAUUUGCGAUGUCCAAGUGCACAAAACUCGGCCGCUCUUGAAUAUAAGGUCGGAUAAAACGCUGCAAGAUAUUGUAUACAAGCUAGUGCCAGGCCUUUUCAAAAAUGAAAUGAAAAGAAGAAGGGAUUUUUAUGCUGCUCAUCCGUCAGCUGAUGCUGCCAAUGGCUCUAAUGAAGACAGGGGAGAAGUGGCUGACGAAGACAAAAGAAUUAUAACAGACGACGAGAUAAUAAGCUUAUCCAUUGAAUUCUUUGACCAGAAUAGGCUGGAGCGAAAAGGAAAUAAGGAGAAAGAAAAAUCAAAGGAAGAGGUGAAUGACAAAAGAUACUUACGCUGCCCRGCAGCAAUGACUGUGAUGCAUCUAAGGAAGUUCCUGCGGAGUAAAAUGGACAUACCGAAUACUUUCCAGAUCGAUGUGAUGUACGAGGAGGAGCCGCUGAAGGACUACUACACACUAAUGGACAUCGCCUACAUCUACACUUGGAGACGGAACGGGCCGCUGCCCCUCAAGUACCGGGUGCGACCCACUUGCAAGAGAAUGAAGAUCGGCCACCAGCGGGAGGGCUUGAAUAACAGCGGGGAGCUGGAAAGUGACUCUGGGAGCGACAAGGCGAGCAGCCCGGCCGGGGGCCUCCCCUCCACCUCCUCGUGCCUGCCCAGCCCCAGCACCCCGGUGCAGUCUCCUCACCCGCAGUUCCCGCACAUCUCCAGCACCAUGAAUGGCACCAGCAGCAGCCCCAGCAGUAACCACCAAUCCUCCUUCAGCAACAGAGCGCGGAAAACCUCCGUAAACGGCUCCUCGGCCACCUCCUCCGGCUGACUCGCCCGUGAGCCGCCCGCCCCUUGUUUAUAUAGAUCUCUUCAUGCCGUUACAGCUUUAUAGAUGCUAAUACAUGUGACUAUCGUCCAAAUUGCUUUCUUUUGUAGUGACACUGAACUUGGCUAUAAAAGGCGGACUAGGUGACAUUCAAUAUGGACGUUAAUUAAAACGCAAGAUUGAUAUGUAAAUUGUUUUCAAAGGACUGGGAAGCAAACAAAAGUUACACCUUCAUGUGUUUGGAAUUAUGUGGAGUUGUUUCCGUCCCCAUCAUCCGGACCUGGGACUUUCCAGAAGUCACUUCAAAUCCUGGGAAGUAGUUUGUUAAUCCAGACUAACUCCUCCAUUGCGUUCUCUUCAAUUGUUAUUGUUAUGCUGUUUUGUGAACCUGUAGAAAGCAAGUGCUUUUUCAUCUUGAAAUUCAACAAAACAGAAAGAAUAUGCAUAAAUAAUGCAUAUAUGUAGCCAUGUCACUGUGAAUAACAAUUUUUGCGUAUUAGCCAUUUUGAUUCUUAUGUUGCAUCUUUAAUUCUCUGUUGCUGCGCAGAACCGAUCAAAAGAAAAGUAAACUUCAGUUUUACAAUCUGUAUGCCUAAAAGCGGGUAUUACCGUUUUAUUUACUGACUUGUUUAAAUGAUUCGCUUUUGUAAGAAUCAGAUGGCAUUAUGCUUAUUGUACAAUGCCAUAUUGGUAUAUGACAUAACAGGAAACAGUAUUGUAUGAUAUAUUUAUAAAUACUAUAAAGAAAAUAUUGUGUUUCAUGCACUCAUGAUAUGGUUGUUAAAUUUCUAGUUCGACCUUUGCAGAUGCCGCUUGUCUGAGCUUUGCUCGUACUGGGAGAAGCACCGUGUGUGCGACAGCCACAGUACUGGGAAAGCACACGCAAGGCCCGGAUAACCUGGAGGCAAUUGGCAAUCUUAAAAGUUUUUUACUGGCUUUGUCUUUUUGCAAGUGAUAGAUUUUUUACGUUACCAAAUGUCGUGGAAGUGAUGCAGUGAAGAAGAGAAAUUAAGGGAUGUGGAAGUAAUUGACCUGUUUGAUUACAUUUUUAUUAUUUUGCAUGGUGGGACUGUGUUUUUUAAAAGCACACAGGAUCAUUAUAGAAGCCAUAAAC